AUCACCCAGGAAGGAGGGUUCCAUUUGCAGUCGAAAAGCCCCUACCUUAGUUAGUCAAUCCAACCCUAACCCAACUCUCACCGCUUCCCAUAUCGGGGCUUAUCGGGGCUUGGCCGACCCGUCAGGUCAGUCCAUGCCGGCUGCAACGGACGGCCCGCAAGCUCCACGUCGGCCAAUUCAGCCCACGUCUCACGGUAUACCGAGUCGGAGUACACAGCCCAUCACACAGCACCACGGCGGAAUACCACCACCACCAACACCACCACCACCGCCGCACUUCCCCUCCGCCAAAGCAUCCGACAGCCCACACCGACACACGCACCUCCGCCCCCGCAAUCCCGCCCACCAUGGACCCCUACUCCGCUGAAGGCGAGCUGAUCAACCUGCACAGCCACUUCCACCAGGGCCAGUACCAAGAAGCGGCCGACUACGACGCCUCAGCGCUGUCGCCCGAGAACGCGCUGGCGGCGCGCGUGCUGCAGCUGCGCGCGCGCGUCGCGCUGGGCCGGGCCGAGGAGGUGCUGGCCGAGGUGCGGGGCGCCGCCGAGCCCGAGCUGCAGGCCGUCGGCGCGCUGGCCGAGCUGGCGCUGGGGCGCGCCGACGCGGCCGCCGCGACGGCCGAGGCGCUCGCGAAGGCGCACGGCGCGGCCAACGCCACCGUGCAGGUCCUCGCCGGCACCGUGCUGCAGGCGGUCGGCCGGUCGGAGGAGGCGCUCGCGCUGCUGGCGCAGCAUCAGGGCAGUCUGGAUGCCGUCGCGCUCAUUGUGCAGAUCCAUCUUCAGCAGAACAGGAACGACCUGGCCGUGAAGGAGGUCGCGGCAGCCCGGCGGUGGGCGCAGGACAGCCUGCUGGUGAACCUGGCCGAGGCGUGGGUUGGGUUGAGGCUGGGCGGCGAGAAAUACCAACAAGCCUUCUACGUGUUCGAGGAGCUGGCACAGGCCCCGGCGACGUCAUCAGUAAGGACCCUGGUCUCCCAGGCCGUCGCGGAACUCCAUCUCGGCCGGACAGAGGAGGCGCAGGCCGCGCUCGAGCAAGCGCUCAAGAAGGAGCCCGAGAAUGCGGAUGCCAUUGCGAACAUGCUGGUCUUGAGCGUCAUUACUGGGAAGAGCCCGGAGGAGUGGACGAGCGCUCUCCAAAAGGCAGACCCAGAGCAUCCCUUUCUCAAGGACCUGGCAGAGAAGAGCGACCUGUUCGACAAAGCUGCGGCAAAGUACAAGGCCAAGGCGGCUGCAUAGAGUUCUCUUAUGAUCAUAUACGAUUCAUGACUUUCCACCAAAAGGCUUAAUGGGACUUGGUAUAGACAGACAGCUUCCAUGCUACAUGGUGGUGGAGAUCAGGUGGAAAUUACGUGCAACAGUGAGCCGUACCCGGCCGAAAAAAACCGGCCGAGAAAUUCGGGUAUCGGGCCGGCCUCCGGUCUUGAGGCUUGCGGCGCUGCGAGAUGCAAGCUUAACUCCGAUCUCAACCGCCAGGCUU
Messenger RNA from Thermothielavioides terrestris NRRL 8126, 1476 nucleotides. RefSeq lists its product as uncharacterized. Gene Ontology annotation, molecular function: protein binding; structural molecule activity. Gene Ontology annotation, cellular component: COPI vesicle coat. The transcript has 4 exons. The record is from RefSeq and is a predicted model, not a curated record. NCBI's taxonomy places the organism in Eukaryota, Fungi, Ascomycota, Sordariomycetes, Sordariales, Chaetomiaceae. Gene Ontology annotation, biological process: intra-Golgi vesicle-mediated transport; retrograde vesicle-mediated transport, Golgi to endoplasmic reticulum; endoplasmic reticulum to Golgi vesicle-mediated transport. Bases 348 to 1235 code for a protein of 295 amino acids.